Messenger RNA from Pogona vitticeps (central bearded dragon), 1042 nucleotides. NCBI's taxonomy places the organism in Eukaryota, Metazoa, Chordata, Lepidosauria, Squamata, Agamidae. The record is from RefSeq and is a predicted model, not a curated record.
AUGACAUGCCUAUCCAAACAACAAUCCAUCUGCAAUGCCAACAUUAACGAACUUCAGAGCUACCUUCCAGCCCUCCAUUUCCCACAAAGGAUUGUUGGGAAGUACUUCAAGGAACAUUCGGUCGCUUCGUCCUUCUCUUCCUUUGCCUUGCAGCGCCUCUUCCUCCUCCCCGGCCGUGCUCUUUGCCUGUCCCGACGCGGCUACCGCGGGGACGCUCCUUCCGACUCCGGGCGGGACCUGCUGGAGAUCCCUCUGCCGCCCUGGCAGGCCCGGCCGCAGGAGCCCCUGGAGACCAAGCGGGCGAGGCUGCUGUACGAGAGCCGCAAGAGGGGCAUGCUCGAGAACGGCCUCCUCCUCGGUUUCUUUGCCAAAGAAAAUCUUAAUCAAAUGAAUGAAAAACAGCUGGACCUUUAUGAUCGCCUGAUAAAUGAGCCAAGUAAUGAUUGGGAUAUCUACUACUGGGCAACAGAAGCAAAGCCUGCCCCAGAAAUCUUUGAGAAUGAAGUGAUGGAGAUGCUUAGAGGGUUUACUAAAAACAAGAAGAGAGAGAAGAGACUGCGACAACCAGAUCUGGAGUAGCUUGAAACUUCAUGCUGAUCCUGUUCGGCUGUCUCCAGAAGUCCAAUUUUGGAUAUGCUUUGAUGACUCUAUUAUCCUCAGUGGUGUUUUACUUUCGUUUGCAUUGUUUCAUACUUACUCCAACUUUAUGAAUUCUUUUAGGAGUCAUCAUUAUUCUCCAUGUUUCGUUUUUCUGUAAUAAAAUGUCAGUGCUUCUUCCUGAAGAUGAGAAUCCCUAAGAAAAGAAAUAGUAAGAAUUGUAUACAAUUAAAGGGUUGUGAGGGUUCAGGUCCUGCCUUUGGUACUUCUUCCCCAGACUUGCCCUUUACCCCAGUAAAUGUUGGGAAGUUUUUGUAGUUCAGACUUUCAACAUUUAUUUUGAGAACAUCUAAGAAACUGUUAAUAUCAACUUGAAUGUUCCAGCUUCUCACAAAAAGGGGUGAGGAACGGAUUGGUUACCCAAUAAAGAGUCCACAAAGAAAUA